Plasmodium berghei ANKA is the source of this 840-nucleotide messenger RNA. Its product is annotated as fam-a protein. The transcript has 6 exons. Lineage: Eukaryota; Apicomplexa; Aconoidasida; Haemosporida; Plasmodiidae. The coding region runs from base 1 to 840 and encodes 279 amino acids. The record is from RefSeq and is a predicted model, not a curated record.
AUGAAUAAAGGAUAUAUUAAGAUUGCUUUGGCGCUUUUAAGCGUAGCUGGAUAUAUGCAAAAUAUGGCAUUUGCAAGCGAUUCUACCCCAAGCCCCAAUUCUCCAAAUGAAGAAGCUAUACAACAAUUAUAUAUCGACCCUAAAGAAGCUAAACAAGCAUCAGAUAUUAUGACCGAAGCUUUGGAUUUUGCGCAAAAACAUGCCGAGCAUACAAAUGAUUACAAGGAAUAUUCUAAGCAAGAUGGAGUAGUUUUAUAUUUUAAGAAAUUCAAAGAUACUGAAAUUGGAAAACUUGAACUUACAAUCCCAAACCCCGAUAGUUAUGAUGAUGUAGUAAGCAUGUUAUGGGACCCCAACGGCGCAAAGAACUUCGAUGAUAAAUUUAUUAAAGGAUCCAUUUAUCGAGUAUACGAUCAAAAUUUAGUAAUUAUACAACAACGUUACAAAAGUCUUAUUAGAUCAUGGCAAAGAUAUUAUCAUGCACUAGCCAACAAAAUUGAAUUAUCAAAAAACAAAACUGCAAUAGUCUUGGUUUCAUCAGACAUGAAUGAUCAUGAUGGUGGAAAAAAUAAAAAAUAUGUAAACCCUUUCGUAGAAAGUGCAAACUCAUUCAAGCCUGACAUAGAUUCUGAAGAAGAUAUUAGAAAUGGAGAUUUAUACAAAAUGUAUAUUAACUUAGUAGCAUUUUUUAUUGAAAAGGAAGCCGAUUGCGUUAAAGUUACCUAUGUCAGCUCUAUUGAUCCAAAUGCUCCUUACCUUACACCAGCAAGUUUUAUUAAAAAAAUUAUAGUCAAAAAAAUUUUAACUCUUGUAAAAUUAAAGGAUAUUUUUAAAAAGUAA